Messenger RNA from Hibiscus syriacus, 715 nucleotides. RefSeq lists its product as uncharacterized. The record is from RefSeq and is a predicted model, not a curated record. Bases 1 to 441 code for a protein of 146 amino acids. Lineage: Eukaryota; Viridiplantae; Streptophyta; Magnoliopsida; Malvales; Malvaceae. The transcript has 6 exons.
AUGACGAAGCAAUUGAAAGAGUUUGCAGUAAACAGGGGGAGAAAUGGAGAGAGAGUUUGGGGAUGGGACUGGGACUGGGACCCACUGAUGCUGAUGGUAAGUCAUUUUCUAGACGCUCCUUCACAUUUUCCCUUCCCUCUCUCCACACCCAAAAUCAGUCGCGAUUCAGUGGACUCCUUCUCAUCGGCGAAACUGACUCAGGCGGACGGUCAUCAUCUAAGUUUGGGUUUAGGGUUCUUGGAGUCAUCGAAGUUGCCGCUGCAACCUCCUCCUCCCUCCAUCGAAGUCUUCUCCUCGGAGAUUUCUUCUUCUAUGAAUUACACUAUGGAGCCUGUCAAUUUAGGUGGCCUUACUUUACUCAAGGGAAGGGUGAGUACUGAUGAGGUUCUUGGAUUGCAUAACUCUGAUUUAGUCCCUGGAAUCUAUGAAGGGUACAGCUGAAAUGCAUUUUCAGGACUUCAAUGCUGAGGUACUCCGGUGUCUCACCAUCCCAAAUGUAAAUGCAAGUCUUUUGGAGAAGUCUCAACCAGCCACCGCAUCCUCUAAUUUACGGGAGAUAUGGAAGCUUUCGUAUAAGUAGAUCCUCAAUUUUCAGCCCAUUGUGUAUUUAGCGUGCUACAAUACUAAGGAGUGAAGCAUAGGCUUCGAUAUUUGAAGAAUAAUUAAUGUAACCUUGGAAGUUCAAUUGUGACAUAUGAACAUUAUGAAAUGUAAA